Molecule: messenger RNA, 4188 nt
Organism: Haliotis rubra (blacklip abalone)
Lineage: Eukaryota; Metazoa; Mollusca; Gastropoda; Lepetellida; Haliotidae
Product: probable ATP-dependent RNA helicase ddx20
Biological process (GO): spliceosomal snRNP assembly
Cellular component (GO): SMN complex
Molecular function (GO): RNA binding; ATP binding; RNA helicase activity
Source: RefSeq, a predicted model, not a curated record
GCAAAAUGGCGGAUUACGUUGUUUUAUCGCACAUGUGAAAAGUUUCAGAUACGAUUUUGCAUGUUUUUCUUUCUGUCAGCAGAUUAUAACCACCCAAGAUGAAUUUGGCACAUAAGAUAAAUGAGAAAACCCGAACUGGAGAUGUAUUAAUUUCAGAAGAAGUGGAUUUUUCUUCGCUCCUGCUAUCAAAGCCCGUAAUUCAAGGCCUCCAGAACUCGGGGUUUGAACGGCCAUCACCAAUACAAUUAAAAGCAAUCCCGUUGGGCCGGUGUGGACUAGAUUUGAUAGUUCAAGCUAAGUCAGGAACUGGCAAAACAUGUGUGUUUUCUGUCAUUGCCCUUGAAGCAAUACAAGUACAAAGCUCUGCUAUUCAAGUAUUAGUCCUAGCUCCAACAAGAGAGAUUGCUUUACAGAUCUGGGAUGUGAUCAACAACAUUGGCAGUGCCAUGUCAGCAUUGCGAUGUCACACUUUCAUUGGUGGGCUACCAUUAAGCGAAGAUAAACAGAAAUUGAAGCAAUGUCAGAUUGCUGUAGGAACACCUGGUCGUAUUAAGCAGCUGAUCCAGACAAACUUGAUGAAAACUGAGAGUGUUAGACUAUUUGUGCUAGACGAGGCUGAUAAACUUCUAGAAGAGAGUUUCCAGGAACAAAUCAACUGGAUCUAUUCAGCACUACCUGACAACAAACAAAUGUUGGCUUUGUCGGCCACUUACCCAGAAUCCCUUGCACAACAUCUGACACGCUACAUGCGGAACCCAACAUUCAUGAGACUCAAUAUCUCGGAUCCGGCACUUCUAGGUAUUCGUCAGUACUACAAGAGUGUGCCCUACAGUCCCAUGGCUAACUUGGCAUUUGAGGCCAAGGCAAAGGCUGUCAUUGAGAUUCUCUCGGGCGUCAGCUUCCAGCAGUGUCUCAUCUUCUCCAAUCUACAGACCAGAGCUCAGAACCUGUCUGAUGAACUACAGAGACAGGGGUGGCCGACAGCCUGUAUUGCUGGCAGCCAUGAUCAGAAAGACAGGAUCGAGGCCAUGGCCAAACUGAAAACCUACAAGUGUCGUGUUCUCAUCUCCACAGAUCUGACAGCUCGUGGUAUAGAUGCCGAUAAAGUCAACCUGGUCAUCAACCUUGAUGUCCCACGGGACCACGAGACCUACCUUCAUCGCAUCGGGAGAGCAGGUCGAUUUGGGUCAUACGGUGUUGCGGUGACAGUGGUAAGUGAAGGGCAGGAGCAGCUGGGUCUGACCGCGGUGGAGAGGAAAUGUAACACUCACAUCAACAGCCUGCCAGACCCUCUUCCGGUGGAUCUGCUGAGAGCAACCGUCCAGAUCAACCUGGAUGACAUGGUCAGUACAGAGCAACUAAUCACCAGGCCAGACACAGGGACGAGGUCAUGUGACCUUCCUGUGACAAGCGAGGAAAGUCCGGUCAAGGACAGAAGGUUGGAGGAUAUUGAAGAUGGGAAGCAGAAUACUGAUGGAGAGGACCUGAAUUUAGUCAAUGGACGUGUUGGAGGAGGCAUAGAUGAUGGUGAGGAUACAAGGAGUGAGAAUAUUUGUACGCAAUAUCCCGGGGUAAUUUCUGAUAAGGAUUCUUCAAAUAUCUCAAAAGGAUCACAGGAGAAUGUUGGCAAAGGUUCAUUGAUAAUGACAGAAAUGAAAACAGUGUCCGAUAUGCAUCCAAAGAAAUGUUCAGAAAAUGCAGUGUCUGAGACCUUGUUGCCAAACACCGAAGUAAUACAGUUGAACUUGGAAUGGUUCCCAUGACUCCAAGAGAACAGUGUGACAAACAAGAAUAUACAAGUCAUGAAUAGCACAUGUGGUCGAUCUGAUAACAACAAACAUGAUUUAGACAACAGUGAACAGAGAGUGAGUGAUUGCAAUAUUAAUCAAAAGUUCGAUCAUACCAAGUUGAAUGAUUCUGGAACAAAUAUAUUAUCAAAUGGAAGGAAGAUAAAGACAGCAAAGAAAUGUCGAAAGAGGAAAGUUAAUAGUGAUUCUAUCAAGGAAUUUCCGUCAGAUCCUUCAAAUGAAGAAAAAUGUGUUGCCAUGGUUACUCAGAUAAAUGGACAAACAUGUAGCAUUACUACCAACAGUGAUGCAACAACAAACAUGAAAGCAUCAUUAGCCAACAGGCAGGGAGUUGGCACGAGAACUAUCGGCCAGGUUGAGUUAACAAUCCCAAGCUACAGGGAAUCUCUCGGUGGGAAAAACCUGGCAAAGCCACACACUUACAGCAGUGCGCUUGUUGAUUAUGAGAAGUUCUUAGAAAAGGGUGAAAGUGGUAAAAUGUUGAAUAUUCCUGAAGUUAUUUUAAGGAAUAUUGACCUUGAAAAGAAACAUUCAACUCCAGGAACAGAUUUCGUGAGGAGUGUUGCAGACUGCAUAGACAAGAUAUAUGAUUGUGCUCUGUCCAAGCCACAGCUAAGGGGAGACAAUCCUGACAUGUCAGAUCAAAGUGCUAGAGAUGCUGCAGCAGACGUCGAUGUGAUGCAGGUGUCAAGAGUUCAGAUGUGCAGCCAAACUACACAAACAAUAUCACCUGCUCAAAAGGUCAACCAGAAACCGAAGUCAGUUCGGUAUCAUCCAAUGUCUGUGUCCUCUCUUGCCAUGGUUGACCUUGACCUUACUGCAAAUAACAACAAACUGUAUUUGUCACAAAAUGUCUCUGGUAACAAAGAAAGUCCCUCGGUUUGUGUUGAAGAGUUAAAGGGAGAUACACACAUUCCAGAUACAAAUGCAGAUUAUGAACAAGCAAAUCUGAAAGGAGUUGGUAAGAGCUGUUCCAAAGAGGAUGAACAUGUUUUGGUUGAGAAGAGGCCAUAUAAGAUCAAAGUCAGUAAUCUAUCUGUGAAUGAGAACAGUGUUGGAAGUAAGGUUCAACAGGACGCUGUGUCGAAUAUAGCGACGAGGAGUGACUGUGAGUUGAUGUAUGUGUCUGGAGGAGUAGGGAGGAUCAGUUUGACAGCAGAUGCCAUCACAGUUGAGGACGAGCUGAUGAGGGACUGUAGACCAAGGUCAAGGAAAGGGAAGAUAAUGGCCGAUCUGGAUGGGCUUGAGUAUGGCAGGAAGUGUGGACGACAUCUCCCUGACCAGAUGUACGUGACUGGAGAGGAUCUCGUCAGUCAGGGAGACACGGACAGCUCGGACACGGACUCCUCCAGCUCAAGUUCAGAAUACGACCGAGAAGUGUUCAGGAAUAACUAUGUUGACGACCCACUGUUCAGAGAUUCUCAGUAUGGUAAUACACAUGAGAGAACAAACCAGAGGAGACAUUCUGAUCAUUACUCCUCAGGAUAUGAUGCCGAUUACUUGCCCUACGAUAAUCAGUACGUGUUUGAUGAACAUGACACUACAAAUGUGCAAUAUGGUGACCAGGGGUGGGGCAGUAAAGAUUUCGAACCCAACAUGUCCGACUAUCCAUAUGAUGCUUGGUCUCAACUGUGGGGAAACCCAUGGGGUUACUACCAUCCCCACCCCUACUGGUAUCCCCCUGAGUAUUAUGCCCCACCCCAUUAUUAUCCCUACCCCUACCCACCUGCCUGCUACCCCGCCCCCUAUCAUCCCAUGUGGCAAGGGGCAUGGUAUGGAAGGGUAGGACUGUCAGAUGAAGAACGAAUUGAUGCCAUGAGGAAGAAUAUGGAAUAUCAGAGAGCAUAUAUUAAGAAAAUGGCCCAAAUCAAGUAACAAUCAUUGGUCUAUAUCAGAUGUGAAAGUUAAUGAUACAAUGUGACAUAAGAGUGCUAGUAACAGUGUCACAAAUAUGCUAUUGUCAGAGUUGCUGAUGUUUUUGCCAUAGUUGUUUGUGCCAAAUCAAAUACUGAUCACAUAAUCAAAAACAGCAAUCUAACAAAUGGAAGCAAAAUUAAACUAUCACUGGCAGCCAUCAUCAACUUCCCCUCUUUCUGUAGUGUCUCUGAGUGCAAAAUGGCUCCUCUUAAAUCAGAUUAAAUAGUCCAGGUGAAUUUCUAGAAAAAGACAAAACUGUCUCCAAGACUAAAGGCUGUAGUUUGUGUGAAUUUCUUCCAAGUGAUUGGUCCCUAAGAUGUAGAACAAUUCUGACGCCAUGUCAAAAGUUUGUUGUACCUUUUCGUGACAAGGUUUAAUAUUGUUGAUGUACACCUUGAUAUACUGUAUUUAUCAAACCAAACUGUGUCUGUGAUAAAGAAAUAAACAAUAUUUCAAGCAUAAA